Molecule: messenger RNA, 4425 nt
Organism: Lampris incognitus (smalleye Pacific opah)
Lineage: Eukaryota; Metazoa; Chordata; Actinopteri; Lampriformes; Lampridae
Gene: zranb1a
Product: zinc finger, RAN-binding domain containing 1a
Exons: 10
Coding region: 441-2597 (718 amino acids)
Biological process (GO): protein K29-linked deubiquitination; positive regulation of Wnt signaling pathway; cytoskeleton organization
Cellular component (GO): cytoplasm; nucleus
Molecular function (GO): cysteine-type deubiquitinase activity; K63-linked polyubiquitin modification-dependent protein binding
Source: RefSeq, a predicted model, not a curated record
GAACGAUGUACUUUUUCGUGCCGUCCCGUUUUGGUCCAAUCAUCUUCCGCGUUGGAGGCUGGUCGGGUCGUGACGAAGCCUGCCUCUGCGCUCCGCUUAGCGUUUAUUUUGGCUCUGACUGCCGCCGCCAUUAAAACACGGAGGGCCAUGUAAAACCUACGGGCCAUAUGUGAACGAGUGAUUCCUUACGUCGCACCUCCGCUUGCUUUCCGAGGAGGUUAAUGCGUCCGAAGAGGGGAACAUGUGAGUGGACGAAGGGUUGGAAACAAGUGGGCAACGGGAAAGGUUGGAUCGAGCGAGGAGGAGGAGGAGGAGGAGGAGAAGUAGAAGUAGAAGUGGACGGGGGAUCCGGAGGGGGUUUGUUGGGUUUGUUGUGGCUUUUGAGAGCAGCGCUCCAGAUAAGAGCACACCCGCGGAAUUAAUAUCCGGAAAGAUCCAUCAUGACAGAACAGAGGAUGAAGUGGCCCUGUGACUAUUGCACCUUUGAAAACUGGCCAUCCGCAAUCAAAUGUACCAUGUGCCGCGCACCGAGAUCUAGGGGUCCCAUUAUUACAGCGGAGCCCUACAAAAGUAGCUCUAACCUAGAAUCUAGUUUGGAAUGGGACCCACCAAGAACUGAGGGCAGCAGCAGCCUCCUCAUCUGCCCAGAUUCUAGUGCUAGGCCCAGGGUCAGGCCAGCCAACACCACUGAAACCACCACUAAGUGGUCCUGUCACAUGUGCACCUACCUGAACUGGCCCAGAGCCAUUCGCUGCACACAGUGUCUGUGCCAGCGUCACAAGACCUGCAGCCCCACAGAAUCCCCCCAGACCUCAGGUUCCAAUGCUAGCUGCCGCCGUGCAGAAGGUGGCUCGCAUAGGACCCCUGUGGACUCAUGUGAGGAGUUCAAUGACAAGAACAGACUCAACACCCACCAGCAGCACUGGAUGUGCACAACAUGUACUUACCAGAACUGGCCUAAGACCAGGAGGUGUGUUGCAUGCGACCAACCCAAGCCAAAUAACCAGGAAUCUAUAGAGCUGGCUGAGUCUGAGGAACCCUCACCCAUUAUCAAUGAGCAGGACAGGGCAAGGUGGAGGGGGAGCUGCAGUGGAGGCAACAGCCAGAGAAGAUCCCCUCCCACCUCCAAGAGGGACACAGAGGUCAAAAUGGACUUCCAGAGGAUAGAGCUGGCAGCCGGGGCCAUGAGCAGCAAAGACGAGCAAGAGGUCGACUUCAAAAAGCUAAAGCAGAUUAAAAACCGGAUGAGGAAAACAGAUUGGCUGUUCCUUAAUGCUUGUGCUGGGGUGGUGGAAGGAGACCUGGCAGCAGUUGAAGGCUAUAAGUCCUCUGGUGGUGACAUCGCCCGACAGCUCACUGCUGAUGAGGUGUGCCUCCUCAACCGAUCUUCAGCGUUUGGUGCAGGCUUCACUUUAGUUCACCUGGCCAUCCGUUUCCAGAGGCAGGACAUGCUAGCUAUCCUCCUCACAGAGGUGAAUCAACAGGCGGCCAAGUGUAUCCCCUCCAUGGUGUGCCCCGAGCUGACAGAGCAGAUCCGCAGGGAGAUCAUGGCCUCGUUGCACCAGCGCAAAGGAGAAUUCGCGUGCUACUUCCUCACUGACCUGGUCACCUUCACGCUUCCUGCAGAUAUCGAGGACCUUCCACCUGCUGUCCAAGAGAAGCUGUUUGAUGAGGUGUUGGACCGUGAUGUACAGAAAGAGUUGGAAGAAGAGUCUCCCAUCAUCAACUGGUCUCUAGAACUGGGCACACGCUUAGACAGUCGGCUGUACGCCCUGUGGAACCGCACAGCGGGCGACUGCCUGCUGGACUCCGUGCUGCAGGCCACCUGGGGAAUCUACGACAAGGACUCUGUUCUCCGCAAGACCCUCCAUGACAGCCUGCAUGACUGCUCACACUGGUUCUAUACACGCUGGAAGGAGUGGGAGUCGUGGUACUCGCAGAGCUUCGGCCUCCAUUUCUCUCUGCGCGAGGAGCAGUGGCAGGAAGACUGGGCUUUCAUCCUCUCUCUUGCCAGCCAGCCCGGGGCCAGCCUGGAGCAGACCCACAUCUUUGUUCUUGCACACAUUCUUCGCAGGCCGAUUAUAGUCUACGGAGUGAAAUACUACAAGAGUUUUCGCGGGGAAACGUUGGGCUACACUCGCUUUCAAGGUGUGUACCUGCCCCUGUUAUGGGAGCAGAGUUUCUGCUGGAAGAGCCCCAUCGCCCUGGGCUACACUCGGGGCCACUUCUCAGCCCUGGUGGCCAUGGAGAACGAUGGCUACGACAAUCGCGGCGCUGGCGCCAACCUCAACACUGACGAUGACGUGACGGUGACCUUCUUGCCACUGGUGGACAGCGAGAGGAAGCUUUUGCACAUUCAUUUCCUUUCUGCACAAGAGAUGGGCAAUGAGGAGCAACAGCAGAAGCUCCUGAGGGAAUGGCUGGACUGCUGUGUGACAGAAGGAGGCAUGCUGGCGGCCAUGCAGAAAAGCUCACGCCGCCGCAACCACCCCCUGGUCACCCAGAUGGUGGAGAAGUGGCUGGACCGAUACCGCCAGAUCCACCCCUGUACCCCUCUCUCUGACGGAGAGGAGGAUGAGGAUGAUGAAGAUGAGUGAAAGGGUGACGCACAGAGGAAAAAGAGGCAGAGAACUGGUAGCUAGGAGACUGGACACCCACUGUGGCCCACAAGGCUCUGGAAGACCAGACAAAGUCUUAACGGGCACUCCUUCGAACACCUUUUGCUCACCUCUUAAAGAUGGAAGCUCUGGCAUCUCACUAGCGCCGGAGAGAGAGAGAGAGGUGGUGGUAUGUGAAGGACACAUGGGUUUAAAUCAAAAUCCGAAUGACAGCAACUUGAAAAGGAAACCGUAACCUUUAAAUAUUGUUGCAAAAAUAGUACCUUAUUAUUUCAAAUAAAGGCUCCUAGAUGUUCAUGUAAAUCAUCUUGGAAAAAGUUUUGUUUAAUUUCCCCAAAGUGUAAAUUUUGAUUGGUGAUAUAAUGCAUGUGCGCCCCAAUUUAGAUAUAUAUUUCAGAAAAGUAUAUAUAAUACCGGCACCGAAAAAAAGGAAUCCUGAUUUCAGCUCAUAUGAAGGCACAUUCAGAAUGCUUUACUCUUAAUUUAUGCCUAUUCUUAGAUUCUCUCCAUAUUUGUGGAGGACAAAAAAAAACAAAAACAAAAAAAAAACAAAAAACAUAGCGCAGUACUCGACAAGAGAAAAAAUACUAGGACAUAUAGGAGAGAUUUAUUUAAGGAAACCCUGAAGCUGCACUUGAUGAGAAACUUUAUUUAGAAAAUUGCCUGACAGAAAUUUGACUAAAACAGAGCAUUUAUCCCUCGUGUCUGCUAAGGUUUAAAGAGCAUCUUUUGCCCCCCCCCCCCAGUUAGCCCUCUGCGAAAACCUCCUGAAGGUUGGAUGAUAGUUAUUUGUUUAGGGUUGUCAUUGUGCAGAGGCGGCACCUUUUUAUUCUGUCCCCUUUUCGAUAUGUUUGAUUUAUUCAGUCUUGAAGAACUUCAUGUUGCACAGGUAUACAUACACUCUGUGUAUGUUUGUGUGUGUGUGUGUGUGUGUGUGUGUGUAUGUAUGUAUGUAUGGGAGGCGGGGGGUACACGUUUACUGACAUGUUUCUGUGUGAUUUAGUACCUCAUUUCAAUGUUAGAGGGGGGUGGCGGUGAUGUUGGUGGGGAAACUGAGAAAACCAAACACUCAGCCUCUUUCCAUGGAGUGCAUUAACAUUAAAUUUGACUCGCUCACAUCCUCCUUGUUGUCAUUCGUGUUUGUUUUUUCCUUUUCCCCGUGUAUCUGGGUCAGUAGUGUUUUUAUUGACAAACAUUCCGUGCCCCCCCCCCUCCAAACUCUUAUUUACCGUCAGUAAUUUUCACAAUUUACUAUACAAAACCGGUUAGGCUGUAGGAUCGAUGAGCAGCGUUUCUAAAAGCAUCACCGAAACGACCCUCUGUGAAUAAACUACACAUCCGUCCUACUUUCUCAUUUGUUGAUGCCACCAGUUGAGGAUCGAGGAAACGCAAACGCACCCGCACCCAAAAAUACUACGAUACUGACAAAUACAUCUGAUAGACCCUCACACGUUGCAUAACUACAUGAAUUCGGUUUGUUUUCAAUACAGAGUGUGCGCUCUAUCUCCUGUUAUCUCCUCUUAUCUGUUGAUGUGCGAGUACCUGAGGCAGCAGUAAGGACAACACUGAUCCAUUGUUCUAACUUGUCCAUACAUGCGUAUUUUGCUCCUUUUGUUUUGCCCUCUUUAUUUUCCGAGCAUGUAGAAACUGAAGGUGUCAUGCAAAAUGUAGCGUCUUUAAAGAUGCUUCUAUGUCUCCGUCUGAAAACAGCAUCUUGCAGCAAGGGAUGCAUUAUAGUAGUGUACCGUUCAACCUAAAGAUGGAGGGGACUUGCAUUGGCACGAAGUGUCACAAUAAAUUCCACUCG